Mycotypha africana is the source of this 396-nucleotide messenger RNA. Its product is annotated as prefoldin, alpha subunit. The record is from RefSeq and is a predicted model, not a curated record. NCBI's taxonomy places the organism in Eukaryota, Fungi, Mucoromycota, Mucoromycetes, Mucorales, Mycotyphaceae. Gene Ontology annotation, biological process: regulation of DNA-templated transcription; protein folding. The coding region runs from base 1 to 396 and encodes 131 amino acids. Gene Ontology annotation, cellular component: prefoldin complex; cytoplasm. The transcript has 5 exons.
AUGUCACAAAAGGAAAUCAACAUUACGGAUCUCGAUUUAGCAUCCCUUCAACAAGUCAAAUCACAAAUAGAAGAAGAAGUGAGCCAUUUAACGCAAUCUUACAGCAAAUUGAAGGGCGUUCAAAGCCGUUUCAAAGAUUGUUCUGAAAGCGUGGAAUCGUUGAAAGCAGAAAAGCCUGAUGGUAAAUUAAGCGAUGUGGAGAAAGUGAUUGUCGAUGUAGGCACAGGUUACUAUGUAGAAAAGUCUUUGGGAGACGCAACAAAAUUCUAUAACAACAAAGUAGACUACGUGAAAAAGAAUAUGGAAACACUAGAAAAGACAAUUACCGACAAACAAAGCACAUUAAGAGCUAUUAUAGGCGUUAUGCAAGAAAAGCUUCAAAAAGAACAGAAAUAA